GGCAUCCCUGUGGAGUGUUCCCAGUCCAAACCAAGCUGCCUAGUCCAUCCCCACUCAGAGCGAUCCUACAGGAUGGAGAAGAAUUGCCCCAGGCUGGUGAAACUGGGUGUCCACUGUAUCACUGGCCAGAAGGUCGCCAUCAAGAUCGUGAACCGGGAGAAGUUGUCGGAGUCCGUUCUAAUGAAGGUGGAGAGGGAGAUCGCCAUCCUAAAGCUCAUCGAGCACCCACACGUCCUCAAACUUCACGAUGUGUACGAGAACAAGAAAUAUUUGUAUCUGGUUCUGGAGCAUGUUUCUGGGGGUGAGCUGUUCGACUACCUGGUGAAGAAGGGGAGACUGACCCCCAAGGAGGCCCGGAAGUUCUUCCGCCAAAUUGUAUCAGCGCUGGAUUUCUGCCACAGCUACUCUAUCUGGGCUGCUCUGAAUCAGAAUGGGCCUAGUGGCGGGGAGUGUGACUGUACUGUCCAGUCAGAGCUGAUUCAGAGGGGCUCCGUGGGCAGCAGGGGGGCUCUGCCCUUCGAUGACGACAACCUCCGGCAGCUGCUGGAGAAGGUGAAACGGGGCGUCUUCCACAUGCCCCACUUCAUCCCUCCCGACUGCCAGAGCCUGCUGAGAGGCAUGAUCGAGGUGGAGCCUGAGAAGAGGCUCAGUGUACGUUUGGGCGGGAAACACGAGCCGGACCCCUGCCUGGAACCAGCCCCAGGCCGCCGGGUAGCCAUGCGCAGCCUUCCAUCCAACGGAGAGCUGGACCCGGAUGUCCUGGAGAGCAUGGCGUCGCUGGGCUGCUUCAGGGACCGGGAGCGGCUGCACCGCGAGCUGAGGAGCGAGGAGGAGAACCAAGAAAAGAUGAUCUACUAUCUGCUCUUGGACCGGAAGGAGCGGUAUCCCAGCUGCGAGGACCAGGACCUGCCUCCACGCAACGACGUUGACCCACCCCGGAAGCGAGUGGACUCACCCAUGCUGAGCCGGCACGGGAAACGGCGGCCAGAGCGGAAGUCCAUGGAGGUCCUGAGCAUCACCGAUGCUGGAGGCGGGGGCUCCCCAGUGCCCACUCGACGGGCCUUGGAGAUGGCCCAGCAUAGCCAGAGAUCACGUAGCGUCAGUGGAGCAUCCACCGGGUUGUCAUCCAGUCCCCUGAGCAGCCCACGGAGUCCAGUCUUCUCCUUCUCGCCCGAACCCGGCGCUGGAGAUGAAGCCCGGGGCGGGGGCUCCCCGACUUCCAAAACACAGACGCUGCCUUCUCGGGGUCCCAGGGGUGGGGGCACCGGGGAGCAGCCCCCGCCCCCAAGUGCCCGCUCCACACCCCUGCCUGGUCCGCCAGGCUCACCACGUUCCUCUGGAGGGACCCCCUUGCACUCGCCCCUGCACACGCCCCGGGCCAGCCCCACAGGGACCCCGGGGACAACACCACCCCCAAGUCCAGGUGGUGGCGUUGGGGGCGCCGCCUGGAGGAGUCGUCUUAACUCCAUCCGCAACAGUUUCCUGGGCUCCCCUCGCUUUCACCGGCGCAAGAUGCAAGGUGCGCAGGGUCUGGGGGCCACGCCUGGGGCCCUCCGGGAGGAAGAGGCUGGCAGCCUGGAUUCCCUAGUCCUGAAGGCGUUAGAGCGCUUGAUCCCCAGCCUGAGUCACAGUGUGCUGUCACAGACCAGCUUCAGGGCUGAAUACAAGGCCAGCGGUGGCCCCUCCGUCUUCCAGAAGCCCGUCCGCUUCCAGGUGGACAUCAGCUCCUCCGAAGGCCCAGAGCCCUCCCCACGCAGGGACGGUGGUGGUGGUGGUGGCAUCUACUCCGUCACCUUUACGCUCAUCUCCGGUCCCAGCCGGCGGUUUAAGCGCGUGGUAGAGACCAUCCAGGCACAGCUGCUCAGCACGCACGACCAGCCCUCGGUGCAGGCCCUGGCAGACGAGAAGAACGGUGCCCAGACCCGGCCUGCGGGCACCUCGCCCCGAAGCCUGCAGCCCCCGCCGGGCCGUCCAGAUCCAGAGCUCAGCGGCUCUCCCCGCAGAGGCCCUCCCAAGGACAAGAAGCUCCUGGCCACCAACGGGGCCCCUUUGCCCUGACCCCAGGGGGCUGGGGAGGGAGGGGGACCCCCCUCCACCCCCCUUCCCUGCCCCCAACUGUGAAUCUGUAAAUAGGGCCCAAGGAGUAAGUGGGGGGGGGGAGACUCAAAAAUUCCGGCCUUGCCCUGCAGGGAUGGGG
This is a messenger RNA of Echinops telfairi (small Madagascar hedgehog), 2197 nucleotides long. RefSeq names its product BR serine/threonine kinase 1 (gene BRSK1). Gene Ontology annotation, biological process: microtubule cytoskeleton organization; protein phosphorylation; intracellular signal transduction. NCBI's taxonomy places the organism in Eukaryota, Metazoa, Chordata, Mammalia, Afrosoricida, Tenrecidae. Gene Ontology annotation, cellular component: cytoplasm. The transcript has 14 exons. The record is from RefSeq and is a predicted model, not a curated record. Gene Ontology annotation, molecular function: tau-protein kinase activity; ATP binding; protein serine/threonine kinase activity. The coding region runs from base 73 to 2058 and encodes 661 amino acids.